CAAUACAUUCAGGAACAUCCAAGAUCAGGACUGCCAGUAGACAGGACAUAAACCGACUGUGUAAAUACCUGAUAAAGAUAACUGUGUUUUCUUCACCGUAUCCAGACGUGUAAAGCGGUCAUCAACAUGGGGGUUGUAUCUGGCCAGAUUUGCUUAAUGCACCUUGUCCUCUUUUCACUGACCGUUAUGUGUGGAUCACUGGUCAGCCCUAACACCACCGGACUGUGUCAUACCACUGACCCAGCCCCCUACCGACACUACUCCACCAAAACACUGUAUGAGGAUGUCAGGGGUACAGAUCUGGUGCAAAGGCAGUCCGUUCAAGGUUGUGAGCCGUCACUGUUCUACUUGUUGGCCCGCCACGGCUCCCGCUAUCCCUCAGAUGAUGAUAUUGUGGCAAUGCAAACUCUCCUACCUGGGCUACGGGAUAGGAUAAUACAGAUGUCUGUUAAAGGAACUAGCAGAUUGUGUGCGAGUGACAUCGCUCGUUUGAAAGCCUGGAAUUUUACCAUCUCACUGGAAGAGGAAUCGGAAUUGGCUACCGUUGGAUAUCAAGAGAUGUUCUCACUGGCCCAACGAUUCCACACUCGCUUUCCUAGUUUACUGAAGAGAAACUACUCACGUCAGGAGGUGGACGUGAUGAGCACCUACAAGAGUCGGACACAAGACAGCGCUCGUGGCUUCCUCGAGGGCUUGUACAGCAGAAAAGAUAUCCAACCGACCUUCCGGGAGAAAAACAAGGAUCGCCUGUUACGCUAUUCGUCAGCUUGUCAACGCUACCAAAACGAGGUGGAUGACAAGCCAGUUGUUGAACACACGAAGUUUACCAAUGGUUCCAUCUAUAAACAGAUGAUUGCGGACGUAGAGGAGCGCCUGGGACUUCAGGAGAACAGCCUACGUAAAGACGAGCUUUUUACCAUGUACCGGAUGUGUGUGUAUGAUCACGUGCUGUCUAACAACGCCCCCUGGUGUGCAGCGUUCUCAGAGGCUGACCUUCGGGUCAUUGAGUACAGUGAGGAUCUGGAGUAUUACUAUACCUAUUCCUAUGGGGCACCCGAUUUCGCUCGAGAUCAGACCUGUGAAUUGCUGAAGGAUUUUUUCGGUUACGUCAGAAAUGGCAGUUCUCCGGAUUAUAAUGGACCGAGAGCCAUUCUCCGAUUCGGUCACAGCCAGACCUUACAACCAUUUCUAGCGGCACUUGGUCUGUUUAAAGACACUGUUCACUUAACAGCCCUGAACAUGGCCGACGAGGCAGACCGGAAGUGGAAAACGAGUAUCAUUGCUCCCUUUGGAGCAAACAUUGCCUUCACUGUUUACCGUUGUCAAGGGACCACCGAGCCGAAAAUUCAAACUUUCGUGAACGAUAACCCUGUUAACUUGCCAGGCUGUUCAGGGUACAUCUGUGAACUGAGCAAAGCUUUACAAGGGAGACAAAAAUUUGCAGAUACCUGUGACUUCGACACUAUCUGUAAUCCUCUCGCAGGAGGCAGUGUUUCCCUGACGCCGUACUUAUUUAUCACUCUUCUCAGCUGUGUGCUGGUUUUCAUGCUGGGUUAACCCACUCGGACACUGCUUAACUCAUACGUACAUAAAUAAUAAUCGUUAAUGACACCAGUGAGACGACUCAUACUUCAAGAAGAAUUAAACUUUUUUAUGACAUGGUUUCACUGACAAACAAGCACGAGAUGGCCAAAUGCAAAAAUAUGGCCUUGUCAUUUGCUUUUUGCAGGACAAGGCAUCAAAACCUUUCCUUGUAAACAACAGCAUCUUUAUGUAUCACAUGGGCAUCACAUAUAUUUAUCUAGUUCAGGAAAGUAAUUUAUUUUUGUGUUGUUGAUUGUGUCAGUAAAAGUUUAUAGUCGGUCCUACAGGGGUAUGGUUUAUGUAAACUGCUUACUGGUAAACUCAUUCAGAAAUCAUUCUUUAAAAUAACUUGAAAUUGAUUCUCUUUAUGUUUCUCCCGCAUACGUAUUCUGUAACUGAUUUUUGCAUGAUUUCCCCUCUCAUAUAUAAGCAUUUUAGUACAUUUAUAAUGUUUAGUCAAUACUUAGAUUUUUAUCGAAUGAUCAUAGUUCAACGCCGUGAAUAAUCCUGUGUCUGACGAGGACUCGGCAAACACGAAAACGUAAGACAUGACUCAGUUCAUCUGAACUGAUCGUUCGCAGCUGGGCCCAGUAGCUGGUGGACAUACGACUUUGGACUGAACCGACAUACAUAUCACCAGUACGCCAGUCGUUAUUGAACAUACAUGAGCGCUUAGGACACGACACAACAGUCGAAUUGAGUGGAGUCGCGUCGUAAAGGGAUACAGAAUCGACGCUGAUUGGUUGAUA
Molecule: messenger RNA, 2333 nt
Organism: Liolophura sinensis
Lineage: Eukaryota; Metazoa; Mollusca; Polyplacophora; Chitonida; Chitonidae
Product: multiple inositol polyphosphate phosphatase 1-like
Exons: 9
Coding region: 127-1557 (476 amino acids)
Molecular function (GO): inositol phosphate phosphatase activity; acid phosphatase activity
Source: RefSeq, a predicted model, not a curated record